GGACUCGGACUGGCGCUCGGGGGCCGGCGCCCGCGCUGGAAUCACGUUUCUUCCGGGCGGGUGGCUGGCCUCGCAGCCUGCGGCCCUUGCCCCCCGUUCAUCCAAAAAGACGGGCUUUGUGCCUCUUUUGGCUCUUGAUUCGACGACGCUGGCCCUGUGGGAACACCGACUCCAGUUCAUCCACAACCGGGCUUCCUAAGAAGAAAGGUAACGCAGGCUGUUCUGCUGCCAACAUGUUUUCGGCCCAGCGGAGACUCUGCUCCCUUAACAGUACAGCAAAAUUCCUGACAAUUAAUUCUUCAAAAAUCCUUGGACUCCCUACUUCUGCUAAGAUGUCUUUGAAAAUCACCAAUGCAAAACGAAUCGAAGGCCUUGAUAGAAAUGUGUGGAUUGAAUUUACAAAGUUGGCUGCAGACCCCUCUGUUGUGAAUCUUGGUCAAGGCCUUCCAGAUAUAUCCCCUCCCAUAUAUGUAAAGGAGAAAUUAUCAAAGAUUGCAGCAAUUGAUAGCCUGAACCAGUAUACACGAGGCUUCGGUCAUCCAUCACUUGUGAAAGCUCUAGCCUGCUUAUAUGAAAAAUUUUAUCAAAAUCAAAUCAAUCCAAAUAAAGAAAUCCUUGUGACAGUAGGAGCAUAUGGAUUUCUUUUUAAUGCCAUUCAAGGAUUAAUUGAUGAGGGAGAUGAAGUCAUAAUAAUAAUGCCUUUCUAUGACUGCUAUGAGCCCAUGGUGAGAAUGGCUGGAGCAACACCUGUUUUUAUUCCCCUAAGAUCUAAACCUGUCAACGGGAAAAAAUGGUCUAGUUCUGACUGGACAUUGGAUCCUCAAGAACUGGCAAGUAAAUUUAAUUCUAAAACCAAAGCUAUUAUACUGAAUACUCCACAUAACCCCAUUGGCAAGGUAUAUACCAAAGAGGAACUCCAAGUAAUUGCUGACCUUUGCAUCAAAUAUGACACACUCUGCAUCAGUGAUGAGGUUUAUGAAUGGCUUGUAUAUACUGGAAAUACGCAUUUAAAAAUAGCUACGUUUCCAGGUAUGUGGGAGAGAACAAUAACAAUAGGAAGUGCUGGAAAGACUUUCAGUGUAACUGGCUGGAAGCUUGGCUGGUCCAUUGGUCCUCAUCAUCUGAUAAAACAUUUACAGACGGUCCAACAAAACACCAUUUAUACCUGUGCGACGCCUUUACAGGAAGCCUUGGCUCAAGCUUUUUGGAUUGACAUCAAGCGCAUGGAUGACCCAGAGUGUUACUUCAAUUCUUUGCCAAAAGAGUUAGAAGUAAAAAGAGAUCGGAUGAUACAUUUACUUGAAAAUCUUGGCCUAAAGCCCAUAGUUCCUGAUGGGGGAUACUUCAUCAUUGCUGAUGUGUCUUUGCUAGAUGCAGACCUCUCUGGUAUGAAGGACAGUAAUGAACCAUAUGACUAUAAAUUUGUGAAAUGGAUGACUAAAAAUAAGAAACUGUCAGCCAUUCCAGUUUCAGCAUUCUGUAACACAGAGACCAAACUACAGUUUGAGAAGUUUGUGCGGUUUUGCUUCAUAAAAAAAGACAGUACACUGGAUGCUGCUGAAGAAAUAAUUAAGGCAUGGACUGGACAGAAGUUUUGAUCCAAGCAGAAGUUGAAAUGUAUGCAAACACCUUCCGGUACCAUUUUACCUCAGGCAGAGUAGCAUCGUGGAUAAGAACUGUGAGAUGCUGGUUGAUGCUUUACCUCUCAAUGCUUCAGUUCCCUCAUCAAAAAAAGGGAAUAAAA
Molecule: messenger RNA, 1744 nt
Organism: Enhydra lutris kenyoni (northern sea otter)
Lineage: Eukaryota; Metazoa; Chordata; Mammalia; Carnivora; Mustelidae
Product: kynurenine aminotransferase 3
Exons: 15
Coding region: 234-1598 (454 amino acids)
Biological process (GO): biosynthetic process
Cellular component (GO): mitochondrion; cytoplasm
Molecular function (GO): L-kynurenine:2-oxoglutarate transaminase activity; pyridoxal phosphate binding
Source: RefSeq, a predicted model, not a curated record